Messenger RNA from Recurvomyces mirabilis, 2349 nucleotides. RefSeq lists its product as uncharacterized. The transcript has a single exon. NCBI's taxonomy places the organism in Eukaryota, Fungi, Ascomycota, Dothideomycetes, Mycosphaerellales, Teratosphaeriaceae. Gene Ontology annotation, cellular component: nucleus. Bases 1 to 2349 code for a protein of 782 amino acids. Gene Ontology annotation, biological process: positive regulation of transcription by RNA polymerase II. Gene Ontology annotation, molecular function: DNA-binding transcription factor activity, RNA polymerase II-specific; zinc ion binding; transcription cis-regulatory region binding. The record is from RefSeq and is a predicted model, not a curated record.
AUGCCUCGUCCGAAGAAAGAUGGGUCCACCGAGCCGAAGAAGCGCAGUCGCACUGGCUGCUGGCCAUGCAAGGCGCGCAAAGUGAAGUGUGGGGAGGAGAAGCCGGGGUGCGCCAAUUGCGUGAAGAGUGGGGAGCAGUGCGACUACAGCAUCCGUCUGAACUGGGGUGGGCGAGGGAAGCGCGAGGGCUCACCGACAGACGGCGGCUUCACCUUCGUGACCACGCCGACGUCAGGCGCUCAGGCCAGGCCUGGCAGCGGCCACGAGCAUGUCUUCUCGGCGCAGCAUAUUGCUACGGCACCCUCGCAGCGCCCACCGAGCAGCCAUCCGACCAACCUCCCAACCCCGGAUGUGACGCCGGAAGAAGGAGCGGCCUUGGGCCCACGGCUGAAUGCAAGAUCUCAUUAUCGCAGCCACCCAAGUGGCGACCUCUCUGUCCUCCUGCCGCAGACGCCUCUGCUCCCUCAGUUGCACGGCCCGAUGGAAGGACAUACCCCGAACGAUGACUUCCGCUGGUCCCCACAGCAUAGUGCCAAACGUGUCAAGCUGAGCCCAACACAGCACAAUGGACAGCCCGCGCAGCUUCACCCAGUCUUCGCGGUGCCACAGUAUCCGCCACCAGUCGAUGCAUCGCCGGGAUCCACCUACUUCACACCGCACACCAUCAGCAGCAUAGUCAACACACCUGCAACCCCCGGCUCGAGUAUCGCCUCGGGUUCGCCAUAUCCCCUCCAGACUCCCUCACUCACUGUUCAAGAUCCGCCAGAUCUGAGGAGGCUCUCCGUGAAGUCACUGCUGUCGGAUCCGUCGGAUGAUUUCGACAAGCCUCGCCUAUUUCGAGCCGACAGUGCAGGACAGAGGAACUAUGGCUUCGACCAUGGCUUUCCGGAUCACGACAUUCCGCGCAAUGACGAUGGUCAAGCGCUUCUGCCGAGGUCUCCAGAUCUACGACGAGCCAGCGCUGCGGUGUCCGAAGCCAGUAAUUCCAGCGCGGAACCCGACGCCAGUAAGAUGGCCUUCGAGUCUGGUGGCUACUAUGCUCAGCCGGUGGCUGUCAAGAUUCCUCGAAACUUGGAGCCCCUGCCGGAUGAGCUUGCCAACAAUCCUAUGAAUAUGCUCUACUUCCACCACUUCAUCAAUCAUACCGGGCGCAUUAUGGUGCCCCAUGACUGUCCCGAGAAUCCUUUCCGCGGCGUCAUGCCGCAGAUGGCCGUACGGAAUCGCCAACUGCUGCAUCUCAUGCUGACAUACUCCGCAUCCCAUCGUGCACGGUUGCUGGGCCACGCCGAGCCUGCUAACAGGAUCGCCGCCUGGAUGGGCGAUGUACUUCCUGCCCUUCGUCGAUCACUCGGCGAACCUGCUUCACCAGGCGUUCACGACCCCAGAGAUCCAUCUUCACUGGCUCCCCUUGCCACCGCAAUCAUGCUCGCCUCGCUAGAGAUCGUCAGUCCAAAUACUUUCGCCGUAUCAAUAUCGUGGCAGAAUCAUCUGAAUGUCGCUCGCCAGAUGAUCAUAGCAAAGGGUGGUCUGCACCAUCUCGCACAGCAGGCCGAUGGAGCUCGUGAUAAAGCCAUCUUCUUCCUGAGUCGUUGGUUUGCAUACUUGGAUGUCCUCGGCUCACUGAGUGGCAGCAAGCAGGACAAGCCAAUGGACGGUGCUUACAUGGAGGAUGGAGGCGGUCUGUGGCUGGUCAAUCGCAGCGAUGAAGAGAUUUACCAGAUCGACUGCUUCUUCGGCUUCUCUGGACGAUGCAUAGCACUUCUCGCGCAGGUCGCUGAAUUGUCUACUCAGUGCGACAAUCAGCGCAUCGAUCCCAUAACACAACAGGUCAAGGUGGGCUGGCAGCCUCGUGAUGAUGUUCGCAAUCAGGCGGAGGAGUUGCGAAAGCGUCUAGAAGCCAGUGCUAAGACUGUAUAUCGAGGAUGCAUGCACACGCAAAACACUAUCUCAUCACCACACUCGACAAUUGAAGCAGUCACCGAUCGCGAUAUCGAAGAGAUAUACGCAGUGAACGAGGCCUACCACUAUGCCGGUCUCUUGCACCUCGCUACUCGCGUCCUCAACCAUCAGUCAUUCUCCCCUACGGUUCAGGAUCUCGUGCAGAAGGUCAUCCGUGUGCUGAUGAAAGUGCGACGUGGCAGCACGGCGGAGAGCUGUCUGCUGUUCCCAAUGUUCACUGCUGGGUGUGAGGCACAGACUGAGGAGGAAAGGGAAAUAUUCAUGGGCAGGUUGCGGGAGAUUGAGGGGUGGGGCCUAAGUCAGGUGGGAGCGGCGAGAGCGGUUAUGAGUAGAGUGUGGGGUGAGGGCAGGGCAUGGGUCACGAUUGUAGAGGGAGAAUUCUUAGGUUGA